Xiphias gladius (swordfish) is the source of this 1385-nucleotide messenger RNA. RefSeq lists its product as uncharacterized. Lineage: Eukaryota; Metazoa; Chordata; Actinopteri; Istiophoriformes; Xiphiidae. The transcript has 4 exons. The record is from RefSeq and is a predicted model, not a curated record. Bases 320 to 1006 code for a protein of 228 amino acids.
UGUAUUGAAGGGGACGACGCAUGUGACCGACCGCAAUUGAGUUGUGCUGCCUUUAGGUGUUUUGUGGAACAAUGCAGUUUGUUUAGCAUCAAUCUCAGAAAUUAUUUUAACAUGACUCAUAGGCUAGUUACUCCGUGUUAAUUGGCUGCUUUCAAACAACUAUGUUUUGUUUUCUCCACUACAGUAGCAGAUGCAGUUGUGCCUUUUCUACACGUUCUUUGUUCUUUGUCUUGCUUUGAGUAAUUUUAAAAACAUAGACGCCCAAUGAAGUAGCUUAAGUAGAUCUAACAGUGCUGCUUUAUGGACAUUUCCUAACUUUAUGUCGACAUAUAGAGUAAUUCCCGUCAAGCCCAACGGUACAAACAGAUCGCCUGUGGAUUUUCCGAGUAGACCGUGGAUGCAUCAGGAGGCACUAGAAGCAGGCAAUUUGAUGAUGAUAAAUGCCGCUGGGCAGAUGAACGGCAGCGUAAAUCGGACUGAGGACAGCAAGGAGCAAGUGGCCAUCUGCCUCCAGCGUGACGCCUCGGACAGAAUAACAGGCAGCGACUGGUCAGAUCUGCACCACAGCGCCACUACAAACUCCACCUCCCACAAUGCAGAGCUGCAGGAUGUGACAUUUCCUUCUGCCUACUUCACAGCACCAGGCACCUCCAGGCUCAUCAGCCAGCGUCUCCACCCAUCAAGCAGCGAGACAGAGGGGGCCGGCCGCCGCUUGGUUCAGAACGACUCCGUAGACCUGUCGAGGCUGGAGCUCCAUCAGAGAACAGAGGCUCUGGAGCAGCAGCAGCAGAUGAAGAUCCUGGAGUGGGAGAACAGGAUGAAGGUGCUGGCAUGGGAGCAGGAGCUGGUGAGGGAAAAGAGGAAAGCAGCCCGGCAGAAGGAGAAGGCCUUCAGGAUGAAGAAGGCGUACUACAAAGGCAAGUUAAAGAGGAUGGGCGAGGAAGUGCCGCCGUCUUCCUCCAGCAGCAGCGAUGAAGAGGGGAAAACAUGUGAUCCGACAGGAUGAACUGAUUUGAUGAUUGUGUUUUUAUCAUCAUCACAUUUAUUUUUCACAAUGUGACUUCAGUAUUCAAAAUCACACAAUGUUCACUGAUGUUUAAUAUAAUAGUUUCUGUAGAGGUCGAAGCCUGUUUAAGGGAGAAUAUGAUUUAGAAGAUGUACUGAAAUUAAAUUUAAUCACUACAGAUGUAGAAAUAAAGUGACAUUUCUAAAUGGAAAAUCUUUUAACAGACCUUCCAUCAAAGCUUCUUUUGCAGUGCAUGUUAACAUGACUAUGUAUAAACUGUUUUUGUCCUUGUAAAUAAAUUUCCUUUUGUUAAAAAAGUUUCAAAUUAGUUGACUGCAGAUACAGAUUCAUCAAAGAAAACACCUGAAUAAAAGAGUGG